Molecule: messenger RNA, 2116 nt
Organism: Ruditapes philippinarum (Manila clam)
Lineage: Eukaryota; Metazoa; Mollusca; Bivalvia; Venerida; Veneridae
Product: pyruvate dehydrogenase (acetyl-transferring) kinase isozyme 2, mitochondrial-like
Exons: 11
Coding region: 122-1501 (459 amino acids)
Biological process (GO): protein phosphorylation; regulation of glucose metabolic process
Cellular component (GO): mitochondrion
Molecular function (GO): pyruvate dehydrogenase (acetyl-transferring) kinase activity
Source: RefSeq, a predicted model, not a curated record
GGAUGAGAAAAAAAAUAAACAACAUACCUUGAAAAGCGUCUAUUUUCUUGAAUGUUUCAAUAUUUCGCUGUUUGAAAAAGUUUUUUAGUGCUUACAAGCAUUGUAUAUGUAGAAAGUCAUCAUGACAAAAUUGUUAAAGACCAAUUUUAUUCUUGAGCAUAACAUUAGAAAAAUCUUCCCUAACUCGAGUAUGACAUUGCAAUUUCUGCAAAUAAGAAAAUAUGCAAGUAAAAAACCUCGAAUAAAUAGCUUUGUAAAGGACGGUAUGAGUUCUAAGGUUGCAAAUAAUUUUGAUAAAUUUGCUGGAUUCAGACCAUCUGCGUUGUCUCUUCAAAAACUGAUAAAUUUUGGUUCAAAGACUGGUACAGAGGCCUCAUCGUUUGAAUUUCUACGUCAGGAGCUGCCUGUACGACUGGCCAAUAUUAUGAAGGAAAUCAACCAUUUACCAGACAAUCUUCAACAAAUGCCUUCAGUUGCUAUGGUCAGAAACUGGUAUCAGGCAAGUUUUACAGAAAUACUGGAGUUUGAAGAUACCGUUAAAGUUGAGGAUAAAGACAAACUAGCAAAAUUUGCAGAUGUUCUGGUCAAAAUUAGAAAUCGUCAUUCAAAUGUUGUAGAAACAAUGGCUCAGGGUGUAAUGGAGUUGAAGGAUGCAUAUGGGGACUCACGGACAGACAGUCAAAUACAGUACUUUCUUGAUAGGUUUUACACUAGCAGAAUUAGUAUAAGAAUGUUAAUUAACCAGCAUGCAUUAUUAUAUGGUGAUGAGUUAGCCAAUCAUCCUCAACAUGUAGGUUGUAUAGAUCCUAACUGUGAUGUUCUCGAAGUCGUACGAGAUGCUUAUUCCAAUGCUAGAUUUCUAUGUGAACAAUACUAUAUGAUAUCUCCUGAUCUCAAAAUUGAAAGCUAUAAUCCAUAUGAGAAGACCGACUCUGUAAGACUUGUAUAUGUGCCAUCACAUUUGUAUCACAUGCUGUUUGAGCUGUUCAAGAAUGCAAUGAGAGCUGUGGUAGAAGUGCAUGGGGACAAAGCAGAAAUACCUCCUGUAGAAAUAGCUGUAUGUAAAGGGAAGGAAGAUCUUACCAUUAAAGUGUCUGAUCAGGGCGGUGGAAUAGCGUUUGGAAAAGUGGAUCUGUUAUUUCAGUAUAUGUAUACAACAGCACCUCAACCUCAGCCGUCACAUUGUCGGGAGGGUUCGGCCCCGCUAGCAGGAUACGGUUAUGGUUUACCGUUAUCAAGACUGUAUGCUAGGUAUUUCCAAGGUGACCUUGUCUUAAAUUCUAUGGAAGGCCAUGGUACAGAUGCUAUGAUUUAUUUGAAGGUGCUAUCUGACGAAGCGAAUGAAUGUCUACCAGUUUAUAAUAAGACAGCUUCACGUGUAUACGAGUCAGACACGCCAGUUUCGGAUUGGAGCACACCCACACCUUGGACACAAAAUCCAUCACGUAGUUAUUCAACGUAUGUUUUAAAACGGACAAUGAAUCCAACAGUGAACUCAUGAACAUGUGGUUAGAAUUUAUAGAAAUAUGUUAACCAUGUGUGUCAACCAUAACACUCGUUUUCUUGGAAAGGAGUCCGUUUGUUCACGUAUAUAAGUCUGUGUUUGAAUAGCAACAAGAAUAAAUGUGACAUUCACAUGCUUUUUUCGAGUCAUUGAGACGAAGUUUUGUGAUGGUUCACCUGAUUGUGGGAAUUGUAAUGUAGUUUAAAUGUUAAUUAAAUCAUGUUAGAAAUUAUUUGACUGUACAAACGUUCUAGGAGAACAGCUGUAUGUCAGUCGCACCUGAUCAAAUAAUGAGAAGAAAAAUCUACAAGAAAUAAAAAACACGAGAGAUAUAUAUUUAGAAAAAGAAAGAAAAAAAAAUUCCUGUUAACCAAAUUUGUUAUUUGAAGAAAUGUUCAUUUUCUAGAUAAAAAAAGUACUGUAAUGCGUUUAUAAUUUUUAGAUAUUUGAGUUUAUCAAAGAUGGACAUGCAUUUCGUGUUUUAUAUGAUAACACAGCGCAUUUGUAACCUGAAUUUUCAUUGGACGAUUCUACCAUUUACAUUAUUUGUAUAUAAAGUUGCUAUGAAUCUAUGAGUUAAUUUUUAAAUUUUUUAUUGAAAAAAAAAACAAA